AAAUAUUUUUAUAAUACUCAAAUUCAAAAUGACUAUUGAGUUUCGAGGUUUUGAAAAGAAUUCUUCAGAUGAAAGCGGCAGUGACUCUAGCGAAGAUUAUGCUACGGAUGAUGAUAACGAUAGCACUGGCAACAAUGACCAAGACAUGAGUGGUAAUGAAGCUUGUGAGCUGGAAACACAAGAAGUGGAAGAUGAUGAUGAUGAUGAGGAGGAUGAAGUGGUUAAGGCGAUAAAAGCUGAGAAAAAUAAACCACGAGAUCAUCCUCCUACCAUAACUUCUGAGGACUUCAUUGUAGACAUUUCAUUUAAUCCUGCAAAAAAUUUGAUUGCUCUAGCCAAUAUUAUGGGAGAUGUCUUAUUGUAUGAGUACAAUGAUGAUGAAACAAAACUUGUUAAUACGUUGGAAUUGCAUCUGAAAGCAUGCAGAGAUGUAGAAUUUGAUUCUGAAGGUACAACUAUGUACACCACUGCAAAAGACAAGGCUAUAAUGGUAACAGAUGUUGAAACGGGGAAAUUAAAGAAAAACUAUGAAAAUGUACAUGAUGAACCUGUCUAUUCUAUGCUAUGUUUAGACAAUAACAAAAUUGUAACAGGGGAUGAUGGAGGUACUGUCAAACUUUGGGACAUGAGAAAGCCUGAUCCCAUAUUUAGUAUAAAAAUUGGUGAGGAACAUGUAGCAGACAUGAUCACCACUGAUGCACGGAAACAUUUGGUGUGUGCCGGUGGAGACGGUGUAUUGACAUCUAUUGAUCUAAAAGGAAGCAAAAUUUACUCAACAUCUGAAGAUUAUGAUUCAGAGCUAACAUGCAUGGGACUGUUUCGUUCAGACACAAAGCUGCUAGUGGGCUCUUCUAAAGGAAAAAUGUAUUUGUUUAACUGGAAGGAGUUUGGCUUGCACAGUGAUGAGUAUAUUGGUCAAAAGCACUCAAUAUCUUGUAUGAUACCUAUUACUCAAAACAUUGUAGUGACCUCUGGUGAAGAUGGAGUACUAAGAGCAGCGCAUAUGUUUCCUCAGAGACAAUUAGGCAUUGUAGGGCAGCAUCGCCUACCUGUAGAGUGCUUAGACAUAAGUCAUGACGGCUGCUAUAUAGCUUCAUGCUCACAUGACAAUGAUGUCAAGUUUUGGAAUAUUUCAUACUUUGAAACUAUUGACUCCAUUAUUGAUGUUAGUCAGAAACAGAACAAGAAAAAAGACAUGAGUAAUAAUUUGCCGUCUAGUAGUGUUAAAAAUGCAUCUGAUUUUUUCUCUGGACUAGCCUAAUAUGAUAAGAAGUAAGAAUAUAAAUUAU
Molecule: messenger RNA, 1289 nt
Organism: Cydia amplana
Lineage: Eukaryota; Metazoa; Arthropoda; Insecta; Lepidoptera; Tortricidae
Product: WD repeat-containing protein 55 homolog
Exons: 5
Coding region: 29-1261 (410 amino acids)
Molecular function (GO): protein binding
Source: RefSeq, a predicted model, not a curated record